This is a messenger RNA of Oncorhynchus gorbuscha (pink salmon), 4738 nucleotides long. RefSeq names its product coiled-coil domain-containing protein 157-like. The record is from RefSeq and is a predicted model, not a curated record. Bases 776 to 3028 code for a protein of 750 amino acids. The transcript has 10 exons. NCBI's taxonomy places the organism in Eukaryota, Metazoa, Chordata, Actinopteri, Salmoniformes, Salmonidae.
CAGCAAAACGACUGCUUGCUGGGAUUGGGGAAUGUCUCAUGCCAAACGUAUCUACUGCUGUUCAUACCAGUACCAUUCUUAGUACAAUUUGUGUAAACUCAUCCGGUGUACACGCUUAUUGAUUCCAUUCGGAUUACUGUUAGUGCUGUUUGGGUUGUUGAUUAGCUAACGUAGCUAGAUUAGUGCAGACGUUUCUUGAUCUUUAUUUAUUUAGUAUUAUUUUUGUGUACUCGAUUGACAUUGUAAUGCAUUGUUAGGAGCAGUAACAUAAGCAUUACGCGGUUCCCGCUAUAACAUCUGCUAAAUUGUGUAUGCGACCAAUACACUUGGAUUUGAUAAAGAUAGAUUGAAAGUACCAGAUCUUACCCUGUUGUUGGGCUCUAGUUGAACAAUUUGUACAGGCCCAGGCGGCAUGGCUGCGUUAAUUCCUUGCUUGGCUUAUCUAUUAAAAAGUGAGGUUCGUUCUCUUCACAAUUACAAUACUUGUUGUGGUACUAUAGCUUUGUCUAGAAACUGAUUUAAUUGAACAAAACUAUUUCCAAAUAGGACCGUUGUUCUUCAGUUGACCUGCCCGGAAUGGAGGUAUUUUACUUCCGGAAACACAUCUAAGCAUUGUGGGAUUUGCAGUUCUACUACCAGGUCGCUAUGGAAAUAAAGUGACAACAUCCAACUCAGCACUGUUCUCUGUCACAUCAUCUUCCUGAAGGCACAACAACAACAAGUGCCUUGAGACAAUCCAUGAGAGAAAGAGUGCAAGAUACUAAGGCUUGUCAAUAUGACACAUCUCUUAGGACGUCAGGACUGCGUUGAAAGUCUCCGGAGAGAUUUAAUAGAUCUUCAAGGUGCUGUUCUCGAUGUCUUCUCUCGGACAGGCCCAGUUCGAUUCCCCUCCUGGAAGUUCCCAGAUAAGCUUUCUUGCAAUCUGGACCUGGUGUCGCUAUUGGAACAAUACGACUUUGUUGAUGGGGAAGAGGAAUUCAAUCAGCAUUCACAUAUUGUUUUGCUGGAGUUGGUGAUUGACAGAUUGCUGCUCCUGCUGCAAAGUUUCAAUGCCCAUGCAGAGCAGUUGAAGUUAGGACAGAAGAGAGAACACAUUCAACAAAAAGGUCCAUGUGUAUCAAUUGGCCUUGUAGUAAGACACUAUUGGAAUAACUUGAUCCAGGUUGGCAACCUGAGGGCGUGCAUGAAGCAAGAUAUUCAAGAAGUGAUCAAAACUCCAAAAUGUGAGGAAAAUACAACUUUUUCUUCAGAAUUCUCACUUCUGAACACAAAAAGUGAUCUUUGUCCACAGUCUCCAUCAAUAGUGUCUCAGCACUGUACCUCAAGAACAGCAGCAAGCACUCCAUUGUGUCCUCCACAGAAAAUAUUAAAUGGCUCCCUCUCCUGUCCCACUCACAGAACAGCAAGCAGCAUCCCCUCCUGCCUUGCCCUUAUAUCCACGGACACUCGUAAUGUAAGUUGCCAGACAGUAGUGUCAUCCCUUGUCCCCUGUGAUGCCUGUGCUCAGGUCCAGUCCAGUUUGAGGGAGACUGGUGAUGCUCUUGUGGAGCUGUGUCGGAGUGAGGGCCUUCCCUCCUCUCUGCAGCGCCUUCUGGUGGCUGUGGAUGACACCCUGGAGCAGGGCCGUCUGACUGCAGGAGAUGUGUCCCAGUGGUCCAUAGAGCAGCGCAGGGACAUGGGCCGGGUGGGUAAGCAUCUGCUGGAGGUGCGGUCCACAGUGCAGCCUCUCAGAAACAGCCUUCAGGCAGCGGAAAGGGAACGGGAGGAGUUCAGGGCUCAGCUGGGUAGAGCACAAGAGGAACUGAAGUGUGAAAGGGCAACACACCAAGCCGGCAAAAAACAGCUGGAGCAAAAACUGCAGGAGGCCCAGGUAUCCAGGGAGGAGACAGAGAGGAGACUGCAGGAAGAACACGAGGAGCUAAGGAGAGGCACUGUGUCCCUGGAGGAUAGCAACUCCAAACUGAAGGCAGGGAUUAGUUUGCAAAAAGAAAGGUUACACAAACUUGAGUGUGAGAGAGAUGAGCUACAUCAGCAAGUGAAGUCCAUGCAGGCAGAGGAAGUGGCACGGAGUAAAUUAGAGGAGAAGACACAAGUGCUGGAGGCUCAACUGUCCACUACUCAGCUCUUACUUGACAAGGAGAAAUCCAAGUACCAGAAUGCUUGUCGCCAACAGGAGUCACUGCAGGCCAAGCAGAGGUCUCUGCUGGAGCGAGUGGAUGCUCUGGACCAGGAGUGUGAGGAGCUUCAGGAACAGUUGGGGAAGAGUGAGGACCGACAGACAGACCUACAAGAACGACUGACACACAUCUCAGAGGAGAAGGACCAACUUGAAACCCAGCUCACCCAAGAACAGGCCUUGUGUUCUGAGCUUCAGCAGGAGAAGCAGAGACUGGAGAGUCACGUGAGUGAGCUGAAAGACAGUGUGAAUCAGUUGAGAGGAGAGGUGCAGGAGUUAGCCCAGAGGGAGAGGCUGCUGGUGGCGUUCCCGGAGCUCAACCCCCUGCCUCAGGGAUCUCCACAGAGCACAGGGGAUGUGUUGGGGGAUAUGGAGCAACAGUUACAGGCUAACUAUGUUCGGAUUAGGGUUCUGGAGCAGGAGAAUAGCACCCUGCACAGUAGCCUGGUGAAACUGAGGGAUAGAGCCCAACUAGGGGCCUCCAUGGUGGAGUCCAAGAUUACCUGCCCCAGCAGCUGUGGAUUCACCCAGUCUCUGCCUGACACACCCAGCGAGAGCCAGCUAAAACCCACCCCCUAUGUACAACACAGCCCUUUUCAGACCUCCAGUGCAGGAUUGUCGAAACAUGGAGUGAGGAAGAAGGGAGCAGAUGAAGGGGCCGUCCCUAUGGAGAUGAGGCCUCGGGAUCACUUGUCGACCGCUACCUCGUCACUCUCUGCCACCUCCAUUACAUCUCUGGUGCACCAGCAGACCCUCCGGCUCUCCCCAGACACCAGUGCAGCCAGAACCUACACAAGGAUACGCCAGGCAUCCAGAACCCACUCUGUUUGCAUGCACCAGAGGAAGAAGUGAAUCCAGCACUUGGUGAUCAACCUCAUGGUGACAAUUUUUGGAGCAUAACAAUGCUCAAAGAGGUGGGGGCUGAAAGAGGCUGUUGUUUAAAGUGUAUGUCAGGCAUCUCCAUAAGGAGACUGUGAUAAGACACAGAUGAUUUGGGCAGAGAAACAAUACAGCUAAGCUGUAGAGUUCAGGAUCUUUGUCAACAUUGAUCUGGCUUGAAGUCACUAUUCAUCUGAAUACUAAUUUGCAAUCAUACACAAUACAACUGUGGUGUCAUGUUUUUUAUUUCUUGAAAUGUUGUAUUAAUCAUUUUUCUGCACUGAAUCCAGUGUUGGGGAGUAGUGCAUUUUGUAGUAGCUUGGUGGUAGUUGAACUAAAUUCUAAUCUUGGUAGUGUUUUAAGUAGUAUUUAACUUUGUCCCCCAUGUAGCGGUGUAGCUAACUACUGGAACUACCCACAACUUUUUAGCAAAAAUAAUCUAUGGGUGAAGUAGACAAUUUUCUACUUUUUCAGCAUCAGACCUUCCUAAUUCUCACUUGAAACACAGUUUGUGUUUAAUUGGCUAAAUUACAAAUUAUGUUAACAUCUGACUAGAGUGAUCUGUUCUUGCAAUUAGCAAUCUAUGACAUUAUGAUAAUUUAUCACAAAGUAGUUUGGAUGUAGUUAACUUGUAAGUGAGGACUUGGUGGACUGUAUAUUCUUUAGGUUAGGUUUUACUUUAUGUGUUCGUUACCGUGUGAAGGUAAGGGCACAGAUGACAGACAGGUAGGAUUGCAGUUGAGGUGGUUAAAUAACGCUGAAGAUGCACAGGCACGAAACUGCACCGCACAGUGUAUGUAGUAUGGAUGGGCUAAGGCACUUAGUGAUCUGGCAACUUGCUUCAACCAAAGUGUGUGUGUGUGUGGGGGGUAUGUCAACAAGGACACACACUGGCCUUGGCUAACACAUUGAAAGCUAACUGGUGGGAAGAGACAAGGAUGGCUGGAACUUUCUCUCAUUUGUCUACUCUCGGGCUGAUCUCUGAGCUGGAGAUCGCCCAGCAUGCUCUGCUCCACUUCACCGGUGGGCGGAGCUACAGCUCUGAUAUGACUAACUAACAUUACUGAUGUGAUUAACUACAAUAAUUCAGCUACUUUGAAAAAAAAUAGUUAAGUAAACUAUAUUUUUCUAAAGGAUAGCUUUAGUGUAGAUUAAUUUAUACCAUUGUGAAGUAAUUGGUAGCUUGGUAAACUAUAUUUUCAGAGUAGUUUCCCCAACACUGUUUGAAUCACACAUUUGUAUUUGCUUCUCCCAAAUGCACUUAGCACAAUUAUCCACAAGGAGGUAGUGAAACAGUUAUCUGGUUUGGAAGGUAAAGCAAUAAUAAACUGAACAUAACAAGCCCAUUAAAGCCCAUAAAUUAUUUAAACUCAUGAAUAAAGAAUGUGCUCAAGCACAACCUGCAAAAAUAAUUUUAAAUAUCUUAAAAUUGUCAGUCUAAAACAGGGAGAGGCCUCCAAGGUAAAAGACAAGUCAUGGUGACAACCUGGUGUGGCUCUGUGUGUUUACCUGAUUGGAACUCUGAUUGGGAAAAAUAUUUGCUCCGUCUGGGAUAUAUUUUUGAACGGUCAUCCAACUCGGAAUUCCAAGUCGGAAACUUGGAGCUCCGACAUUCCAACCUGAAAAUCACUGACGUCAUGAUUCGUUUUUGUUUUUUGAUUUCCCAGUUGUCUUGAAAGCACC